Messenger RNA from Mus pahari (shrew mouse), 2417 nucleotides. RefSeq names its product Rho GTPase activating protein 28 (gene Arhgap28). NCBI's taxonomy places the organism in Eukaryota, Metazoa, Chordata, Mammalia, Rodentia, Muridae. The coding region runs from base 91 to 2274 and encodes 727 amino acids. Gene Ontology annotation, cellular component: cytoplasm. The transcript has 18 exons. Gene Ontology annotation, molecular function: GTPase activator activity. Gene Ontology annotation, biological process: regulation of actin filament polymerization; negative regulation of stress fiber assembly; signal transduction. The record is from RefSeq and is a predicted model, not a curated record.
CGCUCGGGGCCGCUGACCCGCUCCCGGAGCUGGUCCACGUUGGUCCCGGUCUUUGUUCUGGGUUAGCGCGGGGGACAUGCGCCGCUGAGGAUGGAGGUGGAGGACUCGGGCGGCGUGGUGCUGACCGCCUACCACUCGCACGCGCGCUCGCAACCGCAGGGCGCUGAGCCACGCUGCGCGUCCCGGGCCAGCCAUCCGCUCAGCAGAAAAUCCAUUCCUCGCUGCCGACGAAUCAACAGGAUGCUCUCCAAUGAAUCCCUGCAUCCUCCCUCCUUUAGUCGCUCCAACUCUCAGGCCUCCGUCGACAGCAGCACAUCCGUGGAGGAGUUCCUGCGGGAAAUCGAGAGUAUCAAAGAGAGCAGCGUGGGGGUGCAGGAGGAGCAGCCACCCACAGCUGCUGCUGAAGUCAAGCCCUUGGAUGAAGGAGAGCUUGAAGCGGAGUGGCUACAAGAUGUGGGAUUGUCAACUCUGAUCUCUGGCAACGAAGAGGAAGACGGUAAAGCGCUCCUGUCUACGUUGACUCGGACCCAAGCCGCCGCGGUGAAGAAGAGAUACAACACGUAUACCCAGACUCUGAGGAAAAAGAAUAAACAACCCGUCAGGGAUGUCAGAGACAUCUUCGGAGUCAGCGAAUCUCCGCCCAAUGAUUCUUGUGAGCAUGCUACUCAGUUGGAUGGUACCAAGGAAGAAAAAGAUCUGCCAGGAGUUACCAAGACAAGCAGACCUCUGCCAGACGAUGCUUCUCUCAACAGUACCACCCUAUCCAAUGGUGCCCAGGAUGAAGAAGGUGGUUUUGUGGCCCUUCAGAGUGGUUCUGUGCAGUCAAUACUUGAGGCCAUCCCGGAUAUUCCCGUUCACACCAAUGGAUCUGCAGAUGCUGAGCAGUCGGUUCAGAGGGCGUUGAGUGAUGAUGAUUAUCUAGGGAAGAACAUUCCACCAGAGGCUGAAGAACUGUCCUUUGAGGUGUCUUACUCAGAAAUGGUGACCGAAACACCAGAUAGAAAUAAAUGGAAGAAGUUGGACAUUAAGAAAGAGGACUACGUCUUAACUAAAUUUAUCAUUCAGAAAACAAGAUUUGGGUUGACCGAGACGGGGGACCUGUCUGUGGAAGACAUGAAGAAAAUCCGCCAUCUCUCUCUGAUUGAGCUGACGGCCUUCUUCGAUGCUUUUGGGAUACAGCUGAAGAGAAACAAAACAGAACGAGUGAGAGGCCGAGACAACGGGAUUUUUGGAGUGCCACUUACAGUCCUCCUGGACAACGACCGGAAGAAGGACCCUGCAGUGAAAGUUCCCCUUGUGUUACAAAAAUUUUUUCAGAAAGUCGAGGAGUCAGGUCUGGAAUCAGAAGGAAUUUUUCGACUCUCCGGAUGUACUGCCAAAGUCAAGCAGUACCGUGAAGAACUGGAUGCCAGGUUCAAUGCUGACAAGUUCAAGUGGGACAAGAUGUGUCACAGAGAAGCUGCGGUCAUGUUGAAAGCAUUCUUCAGAGAGCUGCCCACCUCUCUCUUCCCUGUUGAAUAUAUACCCGCCUUCAUCUCUCUGAUGGAAAGAGGGCCUGAUAUCAAAGUGCAGUUUCAAGCCUUGCACCUCAUGGUCAUGGCCCUGCCUGACGCCAACAGGGACACAGCUCAGGCUCUGAUGACAUUCUUCAACAAAGUGAUCGCCAACGAAUCCAAGAACCGCAUGAGCCUGUGGAACAUUUCCACAGUGAUGGCGCCCAACCUGUUCUUCAGCCGAAGCAAGCACUCUGAUUACGAGGAACUGCUGCUGGCUAGCACGGCGGCCCACAUCAUCCGCCUGAUGCUGAAGUACCAGAAGAUUCUGUGGAAGGUCCCAUCUUUCUUGAUCACCCAAGUCAGACGGAUGAAUGAGGCCACCAUGCUGUUGAAGAAGCAGCUCCCGAGUGUGAAGAAGCUGCUCAGGAGGAAGACCCUGGAUCGAGAGGUUUCAAGCCCCAAGACCUCAAAGGUACCGCAAAAAUCACCUUCCUCAAGAAGAAUGUCUGAUGUGCCAGAAGGUGUCAUAAGGGUCCACGCUCCACUUCUCUCCAAGGUGUCCAUGGCCAUUCAGCUCAACAGUCAGACCAAAGCCAAAGACAUCCUGGCGAAAUUUCAGUACGAGAACAGCCAUGGUUCAUCUGAACACAUUAAGAUGCAGAACCAAAGGUUAUAUGAAGUUGGAGGAAAUAUAGGACAACAUUGUUUAGAUCCUGAUGCAUAUAUAUUGGAUGUGUAUCAUAUAAACCCUCACGCAGAAUGGGUCAUCAAGCCCUAGACAAAUAUUAAAACAUGCCCAGGAUGGUUCCUGCCCUGUAUUAUAUGCAAGAAGAUCCUGCAUUUGUGGGAAAAAGAAAAAACAAAAACAAAAAACAAAACAAACAAAAAAAACCCACUACCCUGAAGUAUUUGCUCCUGUAA